AUGUUUGCUCGCGUCGCCCGAACGGCCGGCCCGUUGAGACAGGGAAUCAGGAAAUACUCAUCCGAGGCACCCAAGCCUUCUUCCCAGGCACCGCUGUUCGCUGGUCUCGCCGUGGCUGCUGGUGCAGGAUACUACUACUGGCAAUUGCAACAGACUCCUGCAGCGAUCAUUAAGAAGGACCGCAAGCCAGCGUUCACGGGCGGCGACCAGGGAUGGAUCGACCUAAAGCUCGCAUCCGUGGAGGACGUGAGCCAUAACGUGAAGAAGCUGAGAUUCGCUCUCCCAGACGGCGAGAACGUCUCCGGGCUUCAUGUUGCCUCCGCGCUGUUGACCAAGUUCAAGGGACCGGAUGAUGCUAAGCCUACCAUCCGACCGUACACGCCCGUCAGCGACGAGGAGGAGCCCGGCCACCUGGACCUGCUGGUGAAGAAGUACCCUAACGGGCCGAUGUCGACGCACAUCCACGACCUGUCCGUCGGCGAGCCACUGUCCUUCAAGGGCCCUAUCCCGAAAUACCAGUGGGAGGCCAACAAGCACAGCCACGUCUGCAUGGUCGCCGGUGGCACGGGCAUCACGCCCAUGUACCAGCUCAUCCGCAAGAUCUUCAGCGACCCCGCCGACAAGACCCAGGUGACGCUGAUUUACGGUAACGUGGGCGAGGAGGACAUCCUGCUCCGCCGUGAGCUCGAGGAGCUGGAGAACACGCAUCCUCGCCGUUUCAAGGCCCUGUACCUGCUCGACAAGCCACCGGCGGAGGGCUGGGCCGGCGGCAAGGGCUACGUGACCAAGGAGCUGGUGAAGAUGGCCUUCCCUGAGCCAAAGACCGAAGGCGUGAAGGUGUUUGUGUGUGGGCCGCCGGGGAUGUACAAGGCCGUCAGCGGCGGGAAGGUGAGCCCCAAGGACCAGGGCGAGCUGACUGGUAUCCUUAAGGAUCUUGGAUACACCAAGGAGCAAGUGUAUAAAUUUUAG
Molecule: messenger RNA, 969 nt
Organism: Arthroderma uncinatum
Lineage: Eukaryota; Fungi; Ascomycota; Eurotiomycetes; Onygenales; Arthrodermataceae
Product: NADH-cytochrome b5 reductase 2
Exons: 3
Coding region: 1-969 (322 amino acids)
Biological process (GO): ergosterol biosynthetic process
Molecular function (GO): cytochrome-b5 reductase activity, acting on NAD(P)H
Source: RefSeq, a predicted model, not a curated record